AGGUCAUGUGCGCAAGGCGUUUUCAUAUUUAGGGCAAAAUGGCGUAAUGGUCGUCUGAAGGAAGAUCCUCAAUGUGCUUGUGGACUACUCGGACUCCUAAUGCGACUUGACUAAGUGCAGUACGGUACAGCAUACUGAGGGGUGUAUACAUCCACGAUGUAUUUCGCGAGAAAGGGGUAACUGUUCGUUUCUAGGCAGUUGCUCUGGGGGAUUUCUGUAUAUUUAACACUAUUUUUGGGAGGUGGGAAGAGGAAGAAUGAAAGAGGUCUUCCAUCAGAGCGGUCGUAAACAUGAACGGUGCCCUGUACAUUUCGUUUUUCCAAGGUCAGCUGGAGUCCGCACUGGAGCAGGUAGUGCAGCUCGCCGUUCAGGAAAUCACCAAGACUGUUGGGGCCACUUUGAAUUCAAUGCUGUUGGAAACGGCCACCAAAGAGCAAGAAAAUCAGCGUUUAAGGGCGACCCUUAAGUCUCGUGGAGGGAACGCGAAAAGCAAGGCGUCUAAGGGAAAAACAGACGGGAACGAUGAAACAAAGCAACACACCCCCAGUCAGAGCCAUGAAUGUGGCGUUCACUCUGAAACGCUCAGGCGUGAACAGAAAGCGAGAGCAGUUGGUCAGUUAAAAUCUGUUAUGGAACACGUGCUGGAAUUCGCCGUUUGCGAGCUGACUAAAAUCGUGGAAGACAGCUUUGACGACCUGCUCUCGGAGUUCACCAAGAAGGAGCGGGAAAACCUGUUAUUGAGAGAGCAGUUACAGGACAAGAACAUAGUGGAGGACAAUGAUAUGGUUGCUGUGGAAAUGGAGGACCGUGAAAAUGACUCUGCCUCUCCUAGCAGUUCCAAAACGGAAAUGCAAGAGUCAAAAGGCCUGCAGGACAAGUCACCCAAAACAGAGUGGGGAAAGGAGCAAACGGAAACCAUAAAUGAACCAGACAAGCAGACUGUCAUUUCAGUGGCUCAGGACUGGGUGCCCAUCCUGGACAAAGUUUUCGGGCAGAAGUGGUGCAGUGACCUCUGGCAGAUCAAAGAGGUCACCACCAGUAAAGAGGAGUGCACCGGGCUGAGCUCAGGUCCGAUGACAGACAUGGACAGCCUAAUUCGAGAGACGCUCAUGCCGUCUUGCUUGGCCACUCAGAGGAAGCUGGAGCUUGAGGUGGGGCAUCCGCCCUGGUUGCAGGUAGACGAUAUGGAGGUCGUUUCUCUAUCCUCAGAGACGCAAAGCAUUCCUGUCAUCAGCUCCACAGGCGACGACUCUCAAAUCAGAUCCCCGUCGAUGUUGCAAAGGCUCCUGACGCUCCCUUCACAGCUGCUCGAGGAUGACGAAGAGUCCAUGGAUGCUGUUCCCAGUCAGGAAGUGUCCACAGACCAGGCUGAUUCGCAAGUGGACAAAGGUUCAAAGGGUAACCAGACGAAUAAGAAAAAGGACGAAGAGGAUGAAGAGGAGGAAGACGACGAAGAUGACGACGAGACGACAGACAGGUGCGAGUCCUCAAAACACAAAGGUAGGAGGAAAUCCCAUGCUUGCAAAGAGUGCGGCAGGAAGUUCAGUCGAGCGCAUCUUCUCAGAGCCCACCGACAAACGCACGAGGAGACGCCCAACCGAUGCCCGCAAUGUGGAAAGAGUUUCGCCCAGGCUUCAAGGCUCCAGGCUCACUUACGGACGCACACGGACAAAACAAUAUGAGAGGGUGUAAAUGGAAGAAAAAUUUGUGAGGUUUUCCAUUGUUGCAUUUCGAAGCAAGUCCAACUUUCAAGUUCAUUUCAAGUACUGGUGAAGGAAAUGCAAGAAGCGUGUAGCCUUUUUUGCUAGUUUGAAGGUACACUGAGGUAAACGGAUGAGUCAUCCGACACAAUUUAAGAUGUUUUUACCUUCAUUACGUUUCCCUAAUUUUAGGGAUUAUUGGAAGAAACAAAUACCAGUAACAACAAGCUGUGUACGCAGUGUAAAUAUCAAAGUAGGGCUGUAUAGACCAUCACAAUAAUGAUCGAAGAAUUUCCUUUUUCCAUUGGGUGUUUUUUCAUAACACAAGUUUUAAAUGAUCUUUGUAAAUAUUUUAAACACAUUACAUGAAGAUGUCGUGGAAAAGGAGGUCCCUAGUUGAUAGGUCCCUUGCAGCAUGCUGGUCUUGUUUCUUUUUACAACCUUUUGAAUGUGAUCAAACAAACCAGAGAUGGCGUAACAUGUCUCCUGCGAUCAAAUUGACCAUUUUUUCAUAUGUCCUUACUGACUUAUACUCAACAUGAAAUACCUCUUAUGUUCAGAUGUCAUACUGGAUUUUUAUAUAAUUAAAGUCUCAACUUACGUGUCCAAUUCUAGAUGUUUCCUUCAACCUUUUGCCGUGGAUCGAGGAUGGGUUACAGUUUUCGACUUGAACUUGCACGCUUGUCGUCGAUCGCAUGACGCGCACAACCAAGGAUAUCUUCAAGAGGCGAGGAGUCUGAGGAGGAGAUGACAAGAAAAAUGCAUCGAAAUGGUUAUUGGAAAGAAACUUGAAGCUCUCAACUGUUCAUAUUCUCGUUUCAGUGACUUUUAAAGAGGAUCUGACUUCCUUAGCAUCCUCAACUAGGGUAGCGUCUUCCUGUACUGUUUGGGUGAAGUGUUCGCAUGGCUCUACAUCUUGAACUUUGGAGAAAUGUUCAGUUGCUGGUCGUGAGAUUUGGUUUUGUGGCAUAAAACCCAAUCUGAUCUGAAUAUGGAGUCUUCCUUUUGGAAGUUAUCUACCAUUUCCAGAAAGGCAGACGGAUCCUGCACCCUAUAUCAAAGGGAUCACUAACAACGGAGUUCCACCUGUUACGCACAUUCCCAUUCUCAAUGCUGAAGUUUUACAAUAUCUCUGUCAGUAAUAAGCAUGAUGGGGAGGAAAAAAAAGUACAAGGUGUUACUGUUUGUUCUUGGAUCAAUACCUCAUCAAUUUGACCAUAUCUUUUGGGACUUCUGCAAUAUCAGGAGUUAAGGUCCUGCUAAAAAAAUAAAUAAAUAAAAUAAAAAAACGUUUACAAAUAGAACGGGACCGGCCAGUUGGCCUGCUUAUUAUUUGAUUGUGCAUUUUAAAAUGUGUUUUAUUUUAUUUUAUGCUACCUAGUAUGUCCCUGUAGGAAGGUACCAAGAAUUUGCGACCCAAAGAUUAAAAUGAAGGGAAACCAUACAUACUUUUGCGACCAUACAGAUUUUUUUUUUACAAUAUAGGCCAUUACUUUUUACUUUAUGAACCCCAAGCUUCUUUUCAGAUGUAUUGAGUAUCUUAACUUCAUUAGUAGACCGUAAUGAAGUGCAUCAUCUGUUUAGUGCCUAGAUUUAACCGUUCAAUAAGCUGAUUUUGUAGGUGUUGGUAAGGAUUGAGAGGUUAAUUUGUUGUUUAGCACCCAGCCUUUUUUAAAAACUUCCUUCUUUUUUGUGCUUAGUGCUUUCACCAGAACAGUCAGCUGUAGAUAUUGUACUAGUUCUCUUUAAUUAUGUUACGGCUAGUCAGUUCUGACCUAUGUGUAAUUGCAUAUGUUAAAAAAACUAAGUAUGUUUCAUCGAUUCAGACUGCCAGGAGAAAUACUGGAAAGGGACAAUUCACCCCAAAACUUAAAACAAUUAAAAUAUAAUGACAGAAUUUUCAUUUUGACUUAAUCUCUUUAAAAGGAUAAUUAACCUACACUUUUAAAAAAAUGCUGGGUAAAAAGCUAUCAUUUUUGGGUUAUUUGGCAACCCAGCGCUCAGUAAAUAUUGGACAGAACACAUGCUGGGUUAUUUACAUAUAUACAUACAUUAACCCAUGUGCUGGGUUAAUUAACCCAUUAAAGGUUUUUCCUUUGAAAUAAUAAAAAUGUACUCUAAAAUCAACCAUUCAGUAACGGUUUUAGGAUUAAUGACCACUGACCACAGAAUGACCACUGACAAAUGUAACCAGUUUUAACUGGUUGGGCACAGACUACCCAACAUUGGGUUACACUGACCUAGUGCUGAGUAGGUGUGUGAGGGGGUUCAUCAUUUGCAUUGACAGUAAAAAUGACUCAGCAGCUAAGUUACAGAAAAACUACCCAGUUUUGGGAAACCCCCCGCCUGGGAAAUAAUAAUAACCCAAUAAAAUUACUCAACAGGCUGAACCCUGCAUUUGGGUUAUAAAAAAAAAAAUAACCCAGCAUUUUGUUAGCAUUCAGAAAACCUACCCCAGCACCUGGCUAAACAUAUUCAAAAUAACCAAAUAAAAUGACCCGACAGGCUGAACCCAGCUUUGUUUUAGCAUCCAGAAGAACUACCUAGCACCUGGGUAAAAAAUAUUAAAAAUGACCUGAAAAAAUGGCUGAAACCAGCAUUUGGGUUAAAAAAGAAAAAAAACAGCAUUUUUAGUGUCCAGAAAAACUACCCAGCACCUGGAUAAAAAUAUUAAAAAUAAUCAACUAAAACGAGCCAACAAGCUGAACCCAGCAUUUUAUUUAUUUAUUUUUUUUUUAAGAGUGAAGCUAACCUUUGCUCAUCCUCAAGUUCUUGUUGAACACAAAAGAAGAUAUUUUGAUAAAUGUUGGCAACCAAACAGUUGCCGGGAGCCAUUUACCUCCAUAGUAUGGAAAAAAUACCAUACCAGCAGCUGUUUGGUUACCAGAAUUCUUCAAAAUGUCAUCUUUUCUGUUCAUACAGAUUUAGAACAACAUGACAGUGAGUAUGUAAUGACACAAUUUUCAUUUUUAUUUUUUGGUGAACUAUCACUUUAAGCAAAUUACAGCUUAUUACAGUUGAUAAUUCCAAAUAGACUAAACAGGAACUGCUAAUAUUAUUAGGAGUAACAAUAUUAUGGUACAUUUUCAUUUGUUUUGGGUUACAAAAAGCAAUUUAAAUGAAUAUUGAAGGACUUGAAUUUUGCCUUUGGCUUAAUGCAGUUAAACACCCCUAUUUAUGACCAUGAAUUAUAGAAACUUAGCAUGUAAAAUCGCUUCGGGCCACAGAUAUUUAUUCAGUUAGUACUGGCGAAUGUGAGAUGCAGUCUCUUGUAAAAACGGCAUUGCAACUUUGUGCGGUAUGUUUGUUUGCGUGUGCGCGUCUGCAGCCACUGACUUCCCUUGAAGGGCAUCAUGAUAACUCAGUUGACCGGCAUUAAUACCCUGCACUUGUUAUGUUAUUAUUUUGUAAACUUUUUUUUAUGAAGCAAAAUGAACUGCAACUUUCUGCCAAACAGUCCGAAACAUGAGCUUUGUGAUGCAGUCCAACAUUCGCCCAGAGAACUGCAUUGUUGUAAUGAACUACUUGAGCAUUUUGGUGUUUUGUUUUGUUAUGCAUGAUGAUUCCUUUUAGCGGUUUUGUUACUUUUUUUUUAAGAAUCUUUAUUGCUGUGUUGACAACAGUAACAGACCAAUUGGAUCAACUCUUUUCCAUGGAUUGUGGUUAUUAGUUUUAUGUUACAGCGUACUAGCUCUGAGUAGAUUAUAGCAGUUCAGCAUUUGACCAAUAAAUGCCAAGUAUUACUUUUGUAUCUUUUCUUUCCUUUUUAUUUUUUAUUCCAGUAUAUAUUUUGCACUGUUUACCUGUUACUCCAUACAUCCAUACCUCAUUUUUGUUGGUAGUCUGAAUGCAUUGCUCAGCUCAUUACCUCAGGACUCGUUCACAUAGUUUUAGCAUAUUUAUGGCGAAAGCAAAUACAAGAACUCUGUUAAAUUUAGGUUUACAUUUGUAAUAUUUUUUAUUAUUAUUGAAAUAGCCAUCUCUAAAUUGGGGGGGAAAAUAAGUGAUAGGGUGAUUAAUGAAAACUUUCUAUUUAAUUCAUGUUGUUAACUUACAGAAAAUGCACAGUGUGAUCCAGGUAAUUAUGAACCACAUACAACAAAAAAAUCAAUUUUUCCUUUCAAUGUUGCACAAAAUCUGGUCAACUCUAUAGGGAAGUUGUGUGUUUUUUUUAAAUCUCCUAGGAAUGCCUGUUGUUGUAACCAGCAUUUAAUUUUUACUCCUUUUCGAAAAAAAUGAUUUGACCUAUCACUGAAUUGUCUUUUAAUGUGACUGGAAGUAGUUGUACAUUUGAAUUAUGGCAAUACAUUAAAAAGGUGGAAUAUUGCAUCAGUUA
Messenger RNA from Labeo rohita (rohu), 6036 nucleotides. Its product is annotated as homeotic protein spalt-major. The record is from RefSeq and is a predicted model, not a curated record. Gene Ontology annotation, cellular component: nucleus. The coding region runs from base 291 to 1682 and encodes 463 amino acids. Lineage: Eukaryota; Metazoa; Chordata; Actinopteri; Cypriniformes; Cyprinidae. The transcript is spliced from 4 exons.